Molecule: messenger RNA, 4854 nt
Organism: Marchantia polymorpha subsp. ruderalis
Lineage: Eukaryota; Viridiplantae; Streptophyta; Marchantiopsida; Marchantiales; Marchantiaceae
Source: the annotation of a GenBank genome assembly
GACAAGCCACUCGAAGGGUCGAGCAUCAUUAUCGAGCACGGCAAAAUUCAAACUGAGCUCUGGAUUUCCAGUCAAGAGAGUGAACAAGAUUUCCACUGUGGCAAUCACGAUCGGCGACCCUUGAGUUACUGCGCUAUCGCAGCAACUCAAGGGUCGCCGCCUCUGCGGUCAUCACGGCAGAUUUGACGAACAUCUGAUAAUCCAAUUGAGCUCUCUCCACUUCACUACACUCCAGAGCUGCAUCGUCUUGCAUAGCGAUGGAGUAAUGGUCGCUUCUAAUCCUCUCGCAGAACAUUGAAAGAUCCGGCGGCAUGGGUGCGUGGAUCAGCUGACUGGAUGCCAGGUCUGUUGUUGACUCGAAUCACGGACACAGCGCUCGCAGUCUGCAAGAAUGUCAAUGAUGAGGCAGAAGUUUCAGGUGAAGGCGAAGUAUAAAAAAAAAGCUCCUUGAGUGCUUGUGAUUCAGAUCGCUCGGUGCUAAGGAAGGAGGAGCAGUAAUCAGUAUGCACUGAGCCAGAUCGCCUUCAGGCGGUCGACUGUAACCCUGCGGAAUUUGGCUUUGACUGAAAGUCCAGGAGGAUGAGGAGGACGAGGUUGAGGGUCGCACAGGAGAAGCAGUAGGACGAAUGGAAGGAAGGGAGCCCGUGUCUGACAGACCAGAAUUAAAGUGGAGUGAAGCCAGCUGAAUCAGCCAGUGUUUGUUCAUUCGUUUGAUCGGUCAGUUAUCGAGAAGGAUGAGGAUGGAUGUAUGGAGAUGGUGAGGCACAAUUCAGCUGAUUGUUACAUGAAAUCUGUAUCGCAGAAUUGGAAUGAAAUCUUCGCAGAAUCGGAAGAAUUGGAAGCUGAAGGUGUCUCAAAAAUUUAAGUUUGGCCGGCCGGCAUCCGAUGGGAAGUGAUCCAGCAACUCGAUCGUGUCUUUUAGGCCCCGGCCCCUGAAAAAGUUUGUUGGGAGGGGAGGGAGUGGCCAAUGACUUGGCCUUGAAGUCGUCGAACUCGUUGAGGGAUUCAAGCUGUCGACAGUUAGCACUGUAAGCACGGGCCUGUUGAUUUCUUCAAAGCUUGAACGCUGCAUUGUGGAACGGACUCUUGACCUCGACUUGUUGUCCUUCUACACCGAUCACCGGAGGCAUGAAUUAUACGGACCCACGAUGCUGCGAACGCAUGCCGGACUCAGUGCAGUUGUGAUCAGAUUUUGACACUCGGGGAGCUAGCCUUGCUCUGAGGUCUUUGUCGGCGCCAUGGAGCCUUUCACAAUUGCUCUGGCACUUAUACCGAUCGGAAGUCUGCUCACUUCUCUGUCGAAGGAGGUGCUGAACACUGCAAUCGCGGCUCAGGAUGUAGCAGUCGAGAAGGAGAAUUUCAAGACUCUGGCCAGGUUUCUGAAAGACGUGCAGUGCGUAUUGAUAGACUUUCAGAGGCAAAACUUGUCCGAUUCUUCCGCGAUGAGGGCCGCCCUCGAGAAUAUGAAAGUGAAUGUGCUGGAGGCGCAGAAGGUGCUCAAAGACACGGACGGAAAGUCGAGGUUCCUGCUCUUGAUAAACAGCCGCAAGCUUGUGAAAAGUGCUCAGAAGGCCACGAGGAACAUCGGCGAAGCGUUGCAGUUGUUACUCGCCGCAGGUUCUGAAGUUCAGAUGGAUAUCUGCGACCAUGCUUAUCGACUGAAGGAGAUGAUGGUGACAGCGGAGUUUCAAGCUUCAGCCGAUCAAACUCGCGUCAUGAACUCUUUGGAGAAGGGCCUCCAGGAGCAUAAGACGGAUCAGACUUUUGCGAAUAAUAUCCUGCGCCAAAUAGCUCAAGCAGUGGGGCUGUCGCAAGACCACAAUACGAUGAAGUUAGAGCUCGAAACCUUCAAGAGGGAAGCCGAAGAAGUUGCUUUGAAAAAACAGGACCAAGAGAGAGCGUUCAUGGAGCAAGUUAUUGCCAUCCUCGAUCGUGCAGAAGCAGUCUCUCCUCCCGAAGACCCAAUUCUGAAAUACCGGAAAUUGGUUCAAAAGGCUUCUCGUGCUGGAGGGCAGCUCCCUCCAUACCCUUCGUUCCUGUGUCCUCUAACGAAAGAGGUGAUGAAAGAUCCGGUGAUUCUCGGCUGUACAGAGAAGACCUACGAGAAAUCAGCCAUUCUCGAGCAUUUCGACGGUCAAUCAGAAGGCAGCUGUACAGAUCCUGAGAGCGGGCAAAUCUUGGUCAAGAAAGAACUACGUCCCAACAAUAGCUUGCGAGCAGGUAUCGAAGAGUGGGAUGCUCUCAACAAAAUUAUACGAAUUCGCGAGGCCAAAGAGAGUCUGUUGUGUGCAGUGACGUCUAAACAGAAAAGUGCUCUCGAGGAUCUUGACCGACUGUGUGAGAUGAAAGCGGAGUACAAAUACUGGAUUGCAGCUGAGGGCAUUUUGGAGGCUAUCUUGCACUUGUGGACGGCUUCUAGACUAGUACCCAAAGAAUUUCGGGAGUUGAGUUUAUCGACAAUGACGAUGAUUGUAACGAAUAUCGACCUGAACAGGGAAAGAAUGGUUGAUGCUGGGGGACUUACUCCGAUAAUUAAGAGCUUAAUUCACACUUAUCAUCAGUCCUCGGCUGUUGCGCUGUUGUUCGAGUUGUCGAAGAACAAGCAAGCUUGUGACAUGAUUCCUGAAGUGAAAGGAGCUAUCCUGUCCCUUGCGACUGUUUUUCUCCAGCGUGACAUCGAGUCCGAUGUUCGAGAGAAGGUCAGGGUUAUUCUGGAGAGGCUCUCUGAAGUGGAUGAGAACGUGCAGGCAAUGGCAAUGGCUAACUUGGUGGAUCCCUUGAUAAGUCGCCUCGCAACAGGUCCAGACACAACAAAGGUAUGCUUAUCCAAUUUCCUUGCCGAAAGGGUGAGAGAGAGCGACGUCAACCCUGACAACAAGACUUUAUUAGCAGAGGGCGCUGUAAUUCAGUUGGCAACAAUGCUGAAAUCCAGCAAGUUCGCACUGAAGAGCUCUGCUCUGGCAGCGUUGAGAAAUCUUUCUUCCUGGAGAAAUAUGAAGAGCCAUAUUUCAGAAUCAGGAGCCGUCGCGGAUGUGCUGCUCCUGCUGAAAAACACGAACAAUCAACUACAAAUUAGAGAGAGUGCUGCUAUGGUAGUUCUGAAUUUGUGCUCUGAAGAUGGUGCGAAGUAUAUAGCGGAGGUCGGCGAGAAGCACAUUCCUGUAUCUCAAGUUGUUCCACUUCUUCUAAAUCCUGGGGGCGUGAGUUCCUCAGUCUUGCGCAUUCGAACACUUCGCGCUUUGCUGGGGUUGUCGAAGGACAAAGAAGCCAGGAAGUUCAUACAGGACGAAACGAGUGUCCAAUUCUUGUUUGCAGAGGUGUGGGGACCAGACCGGGAUGCUCGGAGGUGUUCGCUGAAAAUCCUCAUGGGACUUGCACAGAACGAGGGGGCAGAGCAAGUAUUCGAUCAGUUGCAAAGAACGAAAGGUGAAGCAGACUUGGUCAAACUCAUGACAGAUGUGGACGAAGACGCACAAGCUUCAGUCGCAGGGAUCUUGGCGAACCUGCCUCUCGGGCGUGAACAACUCACGGCCUCGAUCCUGGCAGCUGGAGUCGUACCUGCGACGGUCAGCCUGAUUAACUCCGAGGUGGAGGAGGUUCAGGCAAAGGCUCUGGCGACUCUGCGCCGCUUCACCGACUCAGACGUCGAAACGCAGAAGGCAGCCGCCAGCCUUGACGUGCACACUCGUCUGAUCGAGCUCUUGAGGACCGGCGCCCCACGCAGUCAAGCGGGAGCUGCCUACGUUUUGAGAAACUUCUCUCGAAGCACUCCGAAGCUCGUGAGCGAGGUCCAGGCCUCAGGCUGGACGUGCGCCCUGAAACGCCGACCUCGACUGUGCCGGGUGCACGGGGGCAAGUGCAGCGUCAAGAGCACAUUCUGUCUGGUGGCAGCCGGAGCCGUGGGUCCCUUGGUGUCACUGCUGGGAUCGGAUGAUACUGACUGGGGAGCCGGAGAAGCAGGGGACGCAGCUCUGGACACUCUGGAGACCCUUGUGGGUGGAGACGAUAUCGUGCACUCGGGGGCCAUUGCAUUACACGAAGUGCACGGAAUUCAACCUCUUUUCGGCCUUCUGCGUCACGAAGAGCACGCAGAACGAGCAGUGCUCAUGCUGGAACACAUCUUCAAAGUUCCCACGAUGAAGGAGGAAUACCGCCGCUCUGCAAGUCUGCCUCUCAGAGAGCUAGCUGCACCUCCGAACAGCACCGUCCUCAGAACCAGGGCAGCCAGGCUUCUCGCUAGCAUAGACACGGCCAACAUGCAUCCACAUUCAGCUGCACAUCGAUGAUGGAUGCUGAACUCGGUCACUGAGCUACCAGGUUUUCAGACUCGAGUAAUGGAAGCAAGGCAGUCAUAGCUCCGACGAGCUGACGUCGCUUGCUCACUCACUGACUGUACAUAGAUACACAGGAAACACCAUGUUCAUGGUGUUUUUCAAGACAGUCUCAUCAAUCUUAAGUUCGUGAAACUAUGUGUGUACAGAGGACUAGACAUUGAAAUUGUAACAUAGAUGCCAAGUCUUUCAGACAAGGUUGUACAGAGUGCUGAAAAUAGAGUUCCGGACCCGUAUUCAUGUGGCAUUCCUAGCUUGAAUGGAGAAGAAUGCACUCUGUCCUGGUUUCGGGAUUAGAUAGACGCAGCUCGCUAGACUCUGAAGGACCCUGGACGACAAGCAGUCGGGUGUCCUCUAUUUAAGUGUGAAGUCUCCCAACGAGCUCUGUCCCUGUUGAAGUUUUCUCGAAAGGCAGUCUUCUGGGACACUCCAUUUGUCUAGGUGUUCGGAGAUUCCACUCACGCGUUUCAUUAAGAUUUGCCCUUGCAAGAUCCGGUCCUCUGAAGUGAUCGGCGAUCUUGCA